CCUGGAGAAUCAAGUCACAGGAUCAGCCUCUUGGCACUGUGCCUCUUCCCGCCCCUUCUGGGUCAACUCCCUAGUCCUGGGAGCCAGGCUGUCUGCCAGCCUUCCUCGCCCAUCAGCCCACGCUGGGCAUGGCUACCCAUCACCACCCUUCCCAGGCUAGACGGGCGUCUGUUACAUACACCCCUCCCUCCUUGUCCAAGAUGGUGGGGGGAAGCUUGCCCUGUUAUUUGUAUUGCAUCAAAUAAUGCAAUAUUUGAUAAAAGAGGCUCCAGCUGAGAUCAAGGCCCUAUUGUGCCAGGUGCUGCACAGACCCGAAGCAUGACACACCCCGUCCCGAGGAACCCACAGGCUAAAUAGACAAGGGACAGGAGGGGAACUGGAGGCACAGAAGAGCAGAGCGAUCGGCCCAGGCACACACGGCAGAGGCAGGAAUAGAUCCCGAAAGGAGAUGGGACAUUUAUAGGGAUAUCAGGAAUAUCCCAAUUUAAUAGGUCAUCAUUAAUGAUGCUAAACCUCAGGCUUCAGGGCUUGAACUAAUCCCUACCUAUCAGAUCAGGAUGAGACUGAAUGGGGGGGAAGGGGGAACAGAAUGUCCCACAUCUGCCUGUGGUGGAAUUCUUGCAUGUUCCCCCGAAGCAACUGGUUCUGGUUCCUGUUAUCUACUGGGCUAGAUGGAUCUGGCAAGUCCUUUGUACCUAACUAGGUUUUUCGGUUCCCAGUUCCAUUCCCUAUCCACUAGGCCGUGUGGUCUCUCGAGCCAUAACACAGCGCUUGGAUCUAAUCACGGUUACUUCCUCCCCACCCUUCCACCUCGCCGAAUGGUUCGAUUCAUUUUGAACAGAAAACAAGUUAUGUGGGGUUAAAAAAUAACCAAACUCCCCGCUCCAAGGUAGCAAGGGCUGUGUAACUUGCACCACAGCUGCCUGCCGGGUGGCUUCCUGGAAGAUAAGCUCAAAGUUUUAUUAAGCACCCCUGCGUGUUUGCUCACAUGCUGAUAAUUAUCUUGUAUUCAGCUUUGCAACGUGUUCAUGGGGGCGGCGGGGCAGCUAGGUCAAGAUGCUACAACUUGUGCUGCCAAUUCCACCUGUGGCAAAUGCUCUGGAGUGAAGGCGGGCGCAGUCGACGCCCGUCUUGCAUAGGUGUCAUUGGUGAGAUGGGCCAGAACCUGACUCUAAGGGUUUGGCUACAUGUGAAAAUGAAUCCAGGGUGUGAGUUUAAAGCAGAUUAACUCCAUGGGUGGAUGCGCUUAUUCUGGAAUGAGAGUGCCUCGUUCAGAAUCACCUUAAUUCACUGGUGCAGUAGUUUAAUCCACGGGACUAAGCUAAUUCAGAAUAAGAGUGUCCACACAUGGAGUUAUCAGAAAUAGUUUACUCUGUAAUAGCUCUUUGUGUGGACAAGCCCUAAAAGCAGGGGGAAGGAUCUAGGCUUUUAGUUAUUCCCCUUAUUCGUGUAUCCAGGCGAGGCUGUUUGGUGAAGUGGAUUCGGGUGUAACAGCCAGGAGAUCUAGGGGGAAAUCCUGGUCCCAUUUACUUCAGUGGUGAUCCGGCCACUGAUUUGCAGAGUGACCAAUGGUAAGUAUCUGUGCCUCGGGUUCCUCAUCUGUAAAAUGGGGCUAAUAAGAGAGACCCACCUCCGGGGAGCACUCUGAGAUCUAUGGGAUUGUACAUGUGCUCCAUACAAACUAGGACUUUGCUGCUUCUCUCUUUCCAACAGCAAGGGGGUGACACUCAGGGCCUGAUUCUGCUCUCUUACACAGGUGAAAAUCAGGCCUGACUCCAGCCUAAGAGGAAAAUGAUGCCCCAGAGCUCUGCAGGGAGAGAGCAAAGGACCCAGGACUCCAGAAGUGACGUGCUUCUGGUUUUACCCCCGGGAGCAGGAGGAUAGGCUGGUUGCUGUGCUGUGCCCAGGGGCCCACGUUUAUCGAGAAGGCAGGGAUCCAUGGUACAUGGCAAGCCCACGAGAUCCGCCUGAAGCACGGAAGAGAGCAGGCGGAGGAGCAGAGAGCAUGAGAGGGAAACUGAGGCAGGGAGAGGCGAAUGAAGUUCCUUGCCCAACGUCGCACAGCAAGUGACAGGCAGAGACAGGAAGAGAACCCAGGACUCCUGACUUGCAGUCCAGCACCCUAUCUCCCCGUCCAUCUGCCUUCUAUGAAGAGUUUGGCAGAUACUUGUAAGCUGUCCACCUCCUUGGUAUCUAGAUACCGUACCAGACGUGGUUCUGAUCUCGGAUCAAUGUCAGACAACCUCCCUCCAGCCAGAGUCUCAGAAAUCUGUUUAAAUAAGACAUCAGAGCCUUUAUACUGAGGUCAGGAGCUCCUGAAUUGCCAAUUUAGGCCAAGGACAGAUGUUGUUCCUCAAAUGAGACUAUUUAAAGCCCUGGAGACCAACCUGAGUCUGCUGGUCCCACUAGCACUUCACCCGGUGAGAGGCCUUUGUAGAUUUCAUGAGGGGAAUUCAGUGCAAGUUUUCGACAUAGGGAUUCAUUAGGAAAUGUGUCACAUUUCCUCUCCUCCUUCCGCAGCUGCCACCCGCGUUGGCCGUCUCGUUAAAAUACAGUGCACGUGGGAAGGUGAGGGGAACGUCCGACUGACCCAGGCGAGCCCCCGUCGCUUGCCCCCUGAGCCGACACCAUGAUCUCCACGAAAGAGAAGUCCAAGGCCCCCAAGGAUAGCAUGACGCUCCUUCCGUGCUUCUACUUUGUGGAGCUCCCGAUCGUGGCUUCCUCCAUCGUGACGCUGUAUUUCCUGGAGCUGACCGACCUCUUCAAGCCAGCCAAGGUGGGUUUCCAGUGCUACGACCGGGCCCUGUCCAUGCCUUACGUGGAGACCAAUGAGGAGAUGAUUCCUCUGCUGAUGCUUCUCAGCCUGGCCUUCGCUGCUCCUGCCGCCUCGAUCAUGGUCGGGGAAGGCAUCAUCUACUGCCUGCAGUCCAAGCUGAAGGGGCGCAGUGGGUCGGAGGGGAGCAUCAACGCCGGCGGUUGCAACUUCAACUCCUUCCUGCGCAGGACUGUAAGGUUUGUGGGUAGGUUUUGCUGCAGUCCUGGCCUGGAGCCUUUCAGUUCUUUGUAUCUGGGGGGGAUCCUCCUUGUGAAGCUGCCCAGGGCUUGGAUGAAGAUGGGGCGGCGACGGAGGAGCCUGCAUGGGAAGCACGUGCAGCUUGGAGCGCGACAUCCAGCAGCAUAGAGAUCACUGCGGGCU
This is a messenger RNA of Chrysemys picta bellii (western painted turtle), 3196 nucleotides long. NCBI's taxonomy places the organism in Eukaryota, Metazoa, Chordata, Testudines, Emydidae. The record is from RefSeq and is a predicted model, not a curated record.